AUGUCGGAAAACGCUUCCACAAAACGACGACUGGAGUCACGGCGACACCGCAGCAUUCCAGCAAGCUGCUGCAUCCCAGGGCAUUGCGGAGAGGUGCACGUCGUGGAUCCUUUGCGUACACGUCGGGUACUGCACGUCAUGUUCGCCACUGAUUCGAAGGAGAAUUCUAGGUUGAUUGUGAAAGGAUUUGCUUCCUACAUCUCCGAGGAGCGUCUACGAGCACACUUCUCAAGACUUGGUGAUGUUACGGACGUGCGGGUUUCCCGGACGGCGAGCGGGCGCUCGCGGGAGUUUGGAUUCGUCGGUUAUCGAACACCUGCGGAGGCAGCAGCAGCCAAGGCAUUUUUUGACCAAACGUUCCUAGAUACUCGUCGCAUAACUGUAGAGUAUGCACUUCCUCCGCGAUCACCGGCGCUAGCCGAGAGGAAACGUUUUCAUGCGGAGGUUUCUGUGGACAGGCGGCAAGCAGCAGCCACCGCCCGUGCUGGCGAAAGAAGACCCCCAACGCUGACUGCAGCGGAGAACGAGCACCGCGGUGCAGAGGUGCACUCUACGAGUGACCACGCUGUCGAAACCGCUGGCAAAACCGGAACACUCGAGGGGGUACCUCGAGAUCAGACAAGAACGAGUCAGACUUCGCUGUGGCAUGCCGCACACGCGACCUGGGGUCAAGAAACGAGCGAGUCGGAGCCACGUAAGGUGCACAGGCGACCGGAAACGACUCCGUCGCGUGGUCGUCAAGCUGCUGACGAGGGCAGCGCUGUCUUGCUCGCGGACUCGCCUGAUGAUCAAGCGCUCUCGCGUACCGUUUCCCAAACGGAACCGCCGACCAGUGCGGUAUCCGCCUCGUCUGCAUCUUCAGGAGCAGAGCAGGUGUCUUCCCGUGCGGAAUCGAUGGCGUCCGCUUCUAAGGAAUGGAAGUUGUGUCGGUCUAGUCGCAUCUUUAUUCGAAAUCUGGGGUUUAACGUAACUUUCGAAGACCUGGAGAAGUUGCUUGAACCUUUCGGGGAACUCGAAGAUGUCCAUCUGGUUCGGGAUCGGGAAAGCGGCCAGUCGCGCGGCUUUGGGUUUGCACGCUUCAAGACCGUAACCUCUGCGCAACAGGCAAUGGACGCCUUGGACGGGUCAGUGUACCAGGGACGCCUUUUGCACAUCAUGCCAUCCGAGGCAGACCGGUACGAACUGGAUCAGAGGUCGUCUCUGGAAACCGAAGGCAAACGCAGAAGCUUUAGCGUGGAGCGCAAACGGCAGCGUCGUCGAGAAGCCGGCACCACAAAGGACACCAUUUCGUGGAAUCCGUUCUUCCUGGGAACUGAUGGCGUUUUAGAGACGACCGCCGAGCGCUUUCAGAUGUCCAAAGCGCGCUUUCUCGGUACCGAUGCGCUAGAAGGGGGGAUUUCAGCCGCCGUGCGGCUCGCUGUUGCCGAGUCGAGUCUGCUGUACGAGGUUCGCGAGGCGCUCGCCGAAAGCGGAAUCAACGUGCAAGCUUUGCUCGAUGAACAAACUCGGCAGCGAAGGGCUUUAGAUCGGAAACAGCUCUCCCGAACAACGAUUAUCCUGAAAAACCUUCCGGCGAGAACAACGUCUGCAGACCUAGGACCAAAGCUCGGUCGCUACGGUCAACUUGGACGAUUGGUGGUCGCUCCCGGGGGCCUUAUAGCAUUCGCCGAGUUUCUCGACGAAAACCAGGCCAAGGCAGCAUUUCGGGGGCUCGCUUACACGCGUUACGCUGAUCUGCCGCUCUAUCUCGAGUGGGCACCUCGCGGCAUCUGGGCCGACCCAACACCUCCCAAUGGAGACGAUAUCGCCGAAGCAUCGCCCAAAGCUUAUGCUUCUGUUGACGACUCUGGAUCAGGUUCCGAAGAACCGCCUCCGAAUUGGUCCCAAACUUCGCUUCUGAUUCGUAAUUUGAGCCUUGACACGACAAGUGGCAUGCUAGUCGAGCAUCUCGAGUCCUUGGGCGUGCGACCUCGAAUCGUGCGCAUACCGCUGGAUGAGGAGACCCCCAGUAUGGAUUCCCGGAGUCCAAACAUUCCAUCGAAAUACGCUUUCGCGGAAUUUGCAACUUGCAAAGAGGCCUGGCGCGCUCUUCAUAUCCUGGAUGGAUCGGCGCUGCGGGGCCACAGACUCUCCGCUGCGCCCAGCGAAAAGCACGUCACGAGUCGAGUGGCGGCCUCGGAGACCGCGGUUGUCCCCGAGGCUGGCAACGAAACCAAACUUAUCAUCAAAAACAUUGCUUUUGAAGCGAGCAAACGGGAGCUACAUCAGCUAUUCAGUUCCUUCGGCCAUGUGAAGUCGCUUCGACUACCAAAGAAAGUCGAUGGCAGUGGACGAGGAUUCUGCUUUGUGGAGUACGCAACGCCUCAAGAAACAGCCCGGGCCACAGCACUCGUCCAGGGCACUCAUUUCUAUGGAAGGAAACUCGUAGUCGAAUACUCCCAUCUUUGA
This is a messenger RNA of Cyanidioschyzon merolae strain 10D, 2448 nucleotides long. Its product is annotated as probable RNA binding protein Mrd1p. The transcript has a single exon. Gene Ontology annotation, cellular component: nucleus; cytoplasm; ribonucleoprotein complex. The record is from RefSeq and is a predicted model, not a curated record. Lineage: Eukaryota; Rhodophyta; Bangiophyceae; Cyanidiales; Cyanidiaceae. Bases 1 to 2448 code for a protein of 815 amino acids. Gene Ontology annotation, molecular function: mRNA binding.